Molecule: messenger RNA, 942 nt
Organism: Ananas comosus (pineapple)
Lineage: Eukaryota; Viridiplantae; Streptophyta; Magnoliopsida; Poales; Bromeliaceae
Product: LOB domain-containing protein 29-like
Exons: 2
Coding region: 81-677 (198 amino acids)
Biological process (GO): positive regulation of DNA-templated transcription; hormone-mediated signaling pathway
Cellular component (GO): nucleus
Source: RefSeq, a predicted model, not a curated record
GAAGAAGAAGAAGACACAGAAAUAUACAGAAACAUCGAAAUCUCGAGAGGCUACGAGAAAAGAGAAGUAGCGAAACUGCGAUGGCGGGGUUCGGUUCGCCGUGCGGGGCGUGCAAGUUCCUGAGGAGGAAGUGUGUGAGGGGGUGUGUCUUUGCCCCUUACUUUGCUCAUGAGCAAGGGGCGGCGCACUUCGCGGCGAUCCACAAGGUGUUCGGGGCCAGCAACGUGUCGAAGCUCCUCAUGCACCUUCCCGUCGGCGAUCGGUGCGAGGCGGCCGUCACCAUCGCCUACGAGGCUCAGGCCAGGCUCCGCGACCCUAUCUACGGCUGUGUCGCGCACAUCUUCGCCUUGCAACAACAAGUGGUGAAUCUACAAGCUGAGCUGAGCUCUCUCGUGGCGCAAGCGGCGCAAAGCCGCGGUCACGAGCAGGGCUUCUUGUUUCCGCCGGAUGGGGAUCUUCGAAUGCCUCAACCCUCGGUCUCAAACGAUCGCGAAAACAUAUUCAUCGACAACAACGGGCUUCUCGAUUCGACCACCUUUUACGAUUCUCGUGCCUGCAACGGUACCCAGUGGUUCGCCAACGGCGAUCACGUCUCUCUCGACAUGGAUGACAAAUCGUAUUGCACCAUGGGUGAGGAUCUUCGAUCGGUCGCAUUCGGUUAUAUUAACGGUCAUUGAGUCGAUCGACGACAUCAGUUCGUCGGGCAUGUGUGUGAUGAUUCUCUAUGCAAAACUAUCGAUGAUCAAUUUAGGUGCAGUUUUGCCAACUAGCUAGCGAAUAUCCAAGAAAUUGAUGAAUCCCUACAUAUUAUAUAUACAUAUAUAUUUGUUUGUUAGAGAAGGGUUGGGUUCAACUUGUUGGAUGUGUGUACUAUCAUUUAGUCAAGCAAAAACUACAAGAGAAAUUAGAUCGUUCAAUUCAUAUAUAUUUAUCUAGAUUCUA